AUGGUUGGAGGCCAGAGCGACGACGUUCACCAGGCCCCCGCCAACAUCACCCCCGCCUCAAUGGACGACUACACCUUCCCGGAGUUGCGCCUCAAGCGCACCAUGAACGACCCGGAGAAGACCCCCUCCUGCUGCUCCGACUACGAACUCAUCGGAGGUUACCUGUCCCCCGUGUCAGAUGCCUAUCGCAAGGCCGGUUUGGCUAGUGCAGACCACCGGGUCGCGAUGUGCCAACUCGCCGUUGACCAAACCUCCGAUUGGUUGAUGGUGGAUACCUGGGAACCUACUCAAAAAGCCUACCAGCCGACCGCUGUGGUGCUGGACCACUUCGAUCAUGAAAUUAACGUGGUCCGGAACGGCGUUGAGGCUGCGGAUGGAACUCGGAAGCCCGUUCGCAUUGCUUUGCUUGCGGGCGCAGAUCUGAUCCACACAAUGUCUACACCGGGUGUGUGGAGUGAGAAAGAUCUGGAUCAUAUCCUGGGAAAAUACGGCUCUUUCAUCGUUGAGCGCAGUGGUACUGAUAUCGAUGAAGCCCUGGCCAGCUUGCAGCCCUGGAAGGACAACAUCCAUGUUAUCCAGCAACUCAUUCAAAAUGAUGUCAGCAGCACCAAGAUUCGGCUCUUCUUGCGCCGUGAGAUGAGUGUUCGCUAUCUCAUUCCAGUCCCCGUCAUCCAUUACAUUGAGCAACACCAUUUGUAUGAGGAUGACGGCACGACGGAGAAGGGCAAGGAGCGGGGAUGA
This is a messenger RNA of Penicillium brevicompactum, 741 nucleotides long. Its product is annotated as nicotinate-nucleotide adenylyltransferase. Lineage: Eukaryota; Fungi; Ascomycota; Eurotiomycetes; Eurotiales; Aspergillaceae. Gene Ontology annotation, biological process: NAD+ biosynthetic process. The transcript has 4 exons. Gene Ontology annotation, molecular function: nicotinate-nucleotide adenylyltransferase activity; nicotinamide-nucleotide adenylyltransferase activity. The record is from RefSeq and is a predicted model, not a curated record. Bases 1 to 741 code for a protein of 246 amino acids.